Molecule: messenger RNA, 1014 nt
Organism: Adineta ricciae
Lineage: Eukaryota; Metazoa; Rotifera; Eurotatoria; Adinetida; Adinetidae
Source: the annotation of a GenBank genome assembly
AUGCAUUCGAAGCUUAGUGAAUAUUUUCGUCCGUCACGCUCCUACCAUCAUCAGCAACAACGACAACAACCAUCACCACCAACCAUGCAUUAUAAUGGAUAUUUGACAUCUGAAGAAGCGAAUUAUCAUGGAAAUGACCCAUUACUCCGAUUUAUAAUCAUACGUCAUGGAGAACGUAUGGAUAACACUUAUGGUCGUGGCUGGACACAACAUGUUUUCAAUUAUCAUGGACAAUACUAUCCCGUCGAUGGAAAUAUGCCUCCAGCAUUGCCAAUGCGCUCUAACUGGACGGAUUAUGAAGCAGACACGCCGUUAACUCGUAAUGGUUUACAACAAUCAUGGAAUGUCGGAAAUACUUUAGCGAAGUAUAAUACCCCCGUUGUCGCAUGUUAUUCUUCACCUGCUAUACGAAGUAUUCAAACAGCAGAUCAAAUUCUUGGCGGAAUGGGUCGUAAAGAUAUUCCGAUCCGUCUUGAUCUUGGCCUUUUCGAAUGUUCGUCUUGGUAUUCUCGUGUGCCAAUUAAUUUCAUGUCUGAUCAAGAAUUAAUUAUGAAUGGUGUAAAUAUUGACCGCUCUUAUCGUUCAUCGUUGAAAAAUCUUCGACCAUUGGAAAGUGAAUAUCAAUAUUAUGAUCGUUCAAAGGAAAUUAUGAAAAAAUUAAUCAAAAUACACGGAAAAACAGGUGGAACUGUUUUGAUUGUUGCGCACGCGCCGAGUCUCGAGGUAUUGACACGCCAUUUAAUGAAUGGUGACCCGAGACCUGAUCAAUUAUUUGAUCUUGCCGGUCGAGUUAGUUAUUGUAGUAUGACAAUUGUCGAUGGUAAACCAUCGUCAAAAUCAUGGCAAUUUCGUCAUUCACUAGAUGAAUUAACUAACUGGUAUCAUCAACAAAUGCAUGACGGAUCAAAUAUCAUUCCUCCGCAUUUCUCGCCUUCAGACUAUCCCUCAUCGAACACUCCUUUGAAUUACAUGUCAUCAUUACCAACAGUGUCAUCGUAUCUAUAUUAUUCUUGA